Molecule: messenger RNA, 2217 nt
Organism: Gracilinanus agilis (Agile Gracile Mouse Opossum)
Lineage: Eukaryota; Metazoa; Chordata; Mammalia; Didelphimorphia; Didelphidae
Gene: VPS9D1
Product: VPS9 domain containing 1
Exons: 16
Coding region: 1-2001 (666 amino acids)
Biological process (GO): vesicle-mediated transport
Cellular component (GO): endocytic vesicle; cytosol
Molecular function (GO): small GTPase binding; guanyl-nucleotide exchange factor activity
Source: RefSeq, a predicted model, not a curated record
AUGGCGGCUACUGCGGCGGCGGCGGCGGCGGCGGGUGGCGUGGGGGACUGCGCGAUGAAGCCGCUGCAGAGCGCCAUGAAGUUGGCCCACGGAGCCAUUGAGCUAGACGCUGGCAACCAGCCUCUGGAGGCUUAUCUCGAGUACCUGAAGAGCAUCCACUACAUUUCCCAGGUGCUGCUGGAAGAAGCAGAGACUACAAAAGAGGGGGGAGACACUGUGACCCCAGACACUCCAAAGAUGCUAAAGCUGGCUGAGCAGUGUUUGGAGAGGGCCAAGUCAACAGCUGCCAAACUGGGGACAACUCAAUUGAAACCAACCAUACCUGUGGCUAUUCCAGGCCACAACCCAGCCAGCCGACACCGCAGAGUAUAUUCAGAUGAAGGAGGAAAGUUGUGUCCCUUUCUGCCCCCUGAAGUCUUCCAGAAGCUGCAGGUGGUUGAGGCACAAAGUUCUAAGAAGGAACUGACUCCCCUGGAAGAAGCUUCGUUACAGAAUCAGAAGUUGAAAGCUUCUUACGAAGCUCGGCUGGCGCGACUGAAUCCCAGCCAGGCAGUACAGAAGACAUCCCUGACUCUGUCCCUGCAGCGGCAAAUGAUGGAGAACUUGGUGAUUGCUAAAGCCCGAGAAGAGACACUACAAAGAAAGAUGGAAGAGCGCAGGCUGAGGCUGCAGGAAGCUGCAAACAGGAGGUUCUGUAGCAGGGUGACCCUGACUCCGGAAGAGCAAGAACAGCGGGCUCUCUAUGCUGCUAUCCUGGAGUAUGAGCAAGACCACGACUGGCCAAAACUUUGGAAAGCCAAACUGAAGAGAAACCCCAAUGACCUCUCCCUGGUGACAGGCCUGGUGUCCCACCUCCUCAGUUUUCCUGACCAUCCAGUCUCCCAACUGCUGAAGAAGCUACAGUGUGCCGUGUACAACAGGUUGUACCCCAUUAUCAGCAAGCACGCUACCACUGACUCCAAGACCAGCCUGGGUUUCCCUUCCCUUUCCCUGGACGCAGAUGGGCUUCUGGCCCCUGGCAGUCGGCGGCUUCGAGCUUCUCAAAGUCUUUACUGCAUGUUCACCCUCCCUGAGCCCAUCAGACUGAGCCAGGAAAACUCACCAGCUGGCCUCCCCACACCCCUGCCACAUCCUGGCCCCCUGGACAAAGAAACGGAAGGCAGCCCAGCAGGCUCCCCUUCUCCCCUAGUAGAAGUCACUCCCAGCCUGCUGGACAAGGACAACUCCUUCGAGGACCUGGAGCAUCUCUUAGCAGCUCCAGACACCUGGGCCCGAGGUCCUGGAGGACUCACAGGGUCACAGCCCCCUGGCAAGAAGCCGGUGACAUUGCCCGAGCAGCUGAAGAGCAUUGUAAAGGAUGUGCACAACUCCAUCGACAGAUUGCUUUCCCUUACCCUCCUGGCAUUUGAGGGCUUAAACACAGCUGCUUCCAAGGAUCGAUGUCUGGCCUGCAUUGAGGAGCCCUUCUUCUCUCUUCUGUGGGCACCACUGCUGGCUCUCUACAGGAUUGUCUAUCAUACCCGAGAAACAGCUCUCAAAAGGAGUAUGGAGCUCUGUGGAAACAUGCCUCCCUCCGCCCUGGGCAUCGCCUCCAAACUCUUCCCUCAAGAAGCAGGGCUCAGAGGAUCAGGUUCCUACCCUUACUGUACAGCAGUCCAAGAGCUGGGCCUGAUGGUUCUGGAGAGGUGUCCUCAGAAGAAGCUGGAGUGCAUUGUUCGGGCUCUCCGAAUAAUCUGCGAGUGUGCUGAGGAGUAUUGUGGAGCCAAGGAGUCUCGCCUGCAACCCAGCACAAUGGCCAUCAGUGGUGCUGACGAUCUGUUACCCAUCCUGUCUUAUGUAGUUUUGAAGAGUAACCUCCCCCAGCUGGUGUCUGAAUGUGCAGCACUGGAGGAAUUCAUUCAUGAGGGGUAUCUGAUUGGAGAAGAAGGUUAUUGCCUGACCUCCCUGCAGAGUGCCCUGAGCUAUGUGGAAUUGCUGCCACGUGGGGCUUUGGUGAAAUAGCAGGAGAGAAGGACACACCACCCUGGCCUUGUUGGUCCAUGGAGGAGGAUAGAGCAGCCAUCCCUGGGAGAUCCCUAAAAACAAAGACCUACAGCCAACCCUCCUGUUCCUCCCACUCAUCCUCUUCCCAGAGAGAGCGUGGCCACUCCUGAAGUCAGAGCUGAGGGACCUCUCCUUCAAGUCUCAAUUUGCCCAUGGCAGGGCAUGGGCAGGGCU